GGCGCCCUGGCUCUCCUGAGCCGCUGGUACCGCUGGCAAAAAAAAAAAGAUGGGAAAAUCAGAUAGACAUCUACCGAGGAACUAACAUAAAAUGACGGUUUUUGCAGCAGUUUUCCAUUUGACAGAGGAUUCGGCGUUGGCACCGAUUUGAGCUCCAGCAGGCAACGAGAAAGAUUGGGGUCAUAUUCUUUAACACUGGACAGCUCCUGUAUGAAGAGGAGAGUCUGUCAGCCUUGUCUCAGCAUCAGACCUCAUAAUUUAUCAUGAACAUUGUGUCCACGGUCACCAGUUGAGGAACGAUAACUACCAAAUAUUCUCACAACAACCGGUGGAAGGCACAACUACAAAAUCAGCAAGACUAUACAAAUAUAUAAAGAGAAACUUGAGGCAGUUCUUGAGUUUUGCGAUCAGCUUCGAAGAUGUACGGUAGUGCCCGCUCUGUCGGCAGAGGGGAUGCCAACCAUAGUGGAGGAAGAGAUGGAGGUGGCACUGGAAGUCAGGGAUCUGGCCGUUCCCCUCGCCUUCCCCGCUCUCCUCGGAUGGGACACCGUCGCACCAACAGCACCGGAGGCAGUGGAGGGGGUCCCGGUGGAGCAGGAGGCAAGACGCUUUCCAUGGAGAACAUCCAGUCCCUCAACGCUGCGUACGCCACCUCAGGACCAAUGUACCUGAGUGACAAUGAAGUUGCCAUGGCAGGUGACCACCUCCCCAAAAGUGGUGGGACAGUGACGACCAUGGGGAGGCAGAGGGUGACAUAUGGCUCAAGGGGCAGCAACAGUGGAGUUGUUGCUGCCAGCACCCCCAACAUCUCCACCUCAGUGCCUGGCAAUGCUGUCCUGCCAGCAGGCAUGAUGGCAGGUGAUGCUCUAGCUUUUGGGGACCACCACAUGGCCUCCACUGUGCCCCAUUCUCUGAGGCAGGCCAGAGACAACACCAUACUGGACCUGCAGGCCCAACUCAAAGAGGUCCUGCGUGAGAAUGAGAUGCUGCGGCGAGAAGUGGAAGUUAAGGAGAGCAAGCUCAGUUCCUCUAUGAAUUCAAUCAAGACCUUCUGGAGUCCAGAAUUAAAAAAGGAGCGAGCUCUCAGGAAGGAUGAAGUUUCUAAGAUCACCGUCUGGAAGGAACAAUACCGCGUGAUUCAAGAUGAGGCACAGCAUCUUCAGAUGACCGUCCAGGCUCUUCAGGAUGAGCUGAGGAUCCAGAGGGACCUGAACCAGCUGUUCCAGCAAGACCCUGCCAACCAAGGCCGGGACCUGGCCCUGACAUCUGAACCCACAGAGGAGAACUACCGGCGGCUACAGGCCGAAUAUGAGAGGCAGUCCAAAGAGCUCUUCCUCCUCAGAAAGACCCUGGAGGAGAUGGAGUUGAGGAUUGACACGCAGAAGCAAACCCUGGGAGCCAGAGACGAGUCCAUCAAGAAACUUUUGGAGAUGCUGCAGAGCAAAGGGCCAUCUGCCAAGGCAUCAGAGGAGGACCAGGAGCGGACCAGGAGGCUGGCUGACGCAGAGAUGCACAGGCAUCACCUUGAGAGUUUACUGGACCAGAGAGACAGGGAGAUUUCUGCACUGCGAGAGCAGGAGCUGCACCGUCGAUAUGAGGGAACCCCUGAGUCCACCAAAACUAAGGCUCUACAGACUGUCAUCGACAUGAAGGAUGCAAAAAUCAAUUCAAUGGAGCGGGGCCUGAGAGACAUGGAAGAGGAGCUGCUAAUGCUGAAAUCCAAUGGACUCCUGAGCUGCGAAGAGCGCCAGGAGGAGAUGAAGCAGAUGGAGGUCUACCGCAGCCACACUAAGUUCAUGAAGAACAAGAUGGAGCAGGUGAAGCAGGACCUCUCCAGGAAGGACACUGAGCUGCUUGGUUUGCAGACCAAGCUGGAGACGCUCACCAACCAGUUCUCAGACAGCAAGCAGCACAUUGAAGUUCUCAAGGAGUCCCUUACUGCCAAGGAGCAGAGAGCUGCCAUCUUACAAACGGAGGUGGAUGCCUUACGUCUGCGCUUGGAAGAGAAGGAGGCGACUCUGAAUAAGAAGAGCAAGCAGAUACAAGAAAUGUCAGAAGAGAAGGGCACACUCAACGGGGAGAUCCACGACCUCAAGGACAUGCUGGAGGUUAAGGAGCGCAAAGUUAAUGUGCUACAGAAAAAGAUUGAGAACCUCCAGGAGCAGCUGAGGGACAAGGAGAAGCAGAUGAGUAGCCUGAAGGAGCGAGUGAAGUCUUUGCAAGCGGACACCUCCAACACUGACACUGCUCUUACCACACUGGAGGAGUCUCUUGCGGAAAAGGAACGCAUCAUUGAGCGUCUAAAGGAGCAGCGAGACAGAGACGACCGGGAAAAGACAGAGGAACUUGACUCGAACAAGAAGGAACUGAAAGAGUUAAAGGAGAGACUGAGUUUACUGCAGGGAGACCUGUCAGACAGAGAGACGUCUCUGUUGGACCUGAAGGAGCAUGCAUCAUCCCUGGCUUCCUCAGGGCUAAAGAAGGACUCUAAACUCAAGAGUAUGGAGAUUAUCUUAGAGCAGAAGAAGGAGGAGUGCCUCAAACUGGAGAACCAGCUUAAGAGAGCCCAAAAUGCAACCCUGGAGGCUCAGGCCAACACGGAGCUGGCCGAGCGCAUUAAGAACCUCGAGCAGGAAGUGGCUCGCCACAAAGAGGACUCUGGGAAGGCCCAGGCUGAGGUGGACCGCCUGCUAGACAUCCUUCGGGAAAUGGAGAAUGAGAAGAAUGACAAGGACAAAAAGAUCAAUGAGCUGGAGAGUCUGACCUCCAGGCAGAUGAAGGACCAGACGAAGAAGGUGGCGUCCCUGAAGCACAAGGAGCAGGUGGAGAAGAGUAGGAAUGCCCGACUCAUGGACGAGGCCAGGAAGAGGGAGGACAACCUGUCUGAGAACUCACAGCAGGUGAAGGACACUCUGCGUCAAAAGGCGGAGCGCAUUGAGGAGCUGGAGGAGGCCUUGAGGGAGAGUGUUCAGAUCACCGCUGAGCGGGAGAUGGUGCUGGCACAGGAGGAGGCUGCCAGGUCACUUCAGGAGAAACAGAUGGAGGAGCUGCUGGGGGCCAUGGAGAAGGUGAAGCAGGAGCUGGAGUCAAUGAGGGCCAAGCUGGCCUCCACCCAGCAGUCUCUGUGUGAGAAAGAAGCACACCUCUCAACCCUGCGAGCUGAGCGCAGGAAACACCUGGAGGAGGUGCUGGAGAUGAAGCAGGAGGCGCUGUUGGCUGCGAUCAGCGAGAAGGACGCUAACAUCGCCCUGCUGGAGUUGUCCUCCUCUAAGAAGAAGAAGACCCAGGACGAGGUGGCUCUGCUGAAGCGGGAGAAAGACAGACUGGUGCAGCAGCUCAAACAGCAGACUCAGAACAGAAUGAAACUAAUGGCAGACAACUAUGAGGAUGAUCAUCUGAAGACUGCCCCUGACCAGACAAAUCACAAACCCUCUCCAGAUCAGAUGAUCCCCCCUCUUCUAGCCCUGUCCCAGAACCGCAGUAAGCUCAAGCUCUAUAUCGCCCACCUGACAGACCUCUGCCAUGACCGGGACCCCAGCAUCCUCAGCCAGCUCACGCCGCCCUCUCACUACCACCACAGUGACCCAGAAGACUGGGAGAAGGAUCUCCAGAAGAUGACUGUCGAACAGUUGGAGCGAGAGCUGGAGGUGUGUGAGAAGGAAAGCGGGGAGCUGCAGGAGUACGCUAACUCUGUCCUCCAGCAGAUCGCAGACUACUGCCCCGACAUCCUGGAGCAGGUCGUCAAUGCCCUGGAGGAGUCGUGCUGA
Acanthopagrus latus (yellowfin seabream) is the source of this 3767-nucleotide messenger RNA. Its product is annotated as ELKS/Rab6-interacting/CAST family member 1-like. Bases 420 to 3767 code for a protein of 1115 amino acids. Gene Ontology annotation, molecular function: structural constituent of presynaptic active zone. The record is from RefSeq and is a predicted model, not a curated record. NCBI's taxonomy places the organism in Eukaryota, Metazoa, Chordata, Actinopteri, Spariformes, Sparidae. Gene Ontology annotation, biological process: regulation of synaptic plasticity; maintenance of presynaptic active zone structure; neuromuscular synaptic transmission. The transcript is spliced from 21 exons. Gene Ontology annotation, cellular component: cytoskeleton of presynaptic active zone.